AAUUAUUUUGAAUGGAUCUAGCUUCGGACGUGGGAGUUCGUCAUUCCAUUGUUCUCUCGAACCUCAAAAUCCAACACUUCGUCGAAUUCUCCCCAGCUGCUGUUUCUGUUGCCAGAGAAGCCCGCUACUGUGUGAUCGCCAUUGUAAUUGGGUGGACCACCUCGCGCAUCGUCUCCGCGCUGCUGAAUCGGAGAGCUCCUUCGGAUCAGUGAAGACCAUAUCGAAAAGCUGCCGUCUCAUCUUCCUGUCGCCUAUUAUUGUAGAUCUUGACAGUUGAGGAUUUCGAUUCUGUUUUGUUCGCAUCAGUCGUCUCCCUUUUCUCAAUUUCUAUAUUCAUUCCCCAAACACACCUGUCCCCGCAUCAACAUCCUGGAUAAACAAUUACAAUGAGGAGCUUAGCUUCCUUGUCAUUCCUCGUCGCUGCUGCUACAGCGCAGUCUGUGAUAGAAAGCUCUAGCUUUGGCUAUGGUCAUACUAUAUCGCCAGACAGAGAUUCCAUCCCUGGUUGGCAAGUUGGGGGAGAGGGCCAUACACCUCAGAUUCUUUCCAACAAACUCAUUCUCACUCCCCCCUACCCAGGGAACACAAGAGGUUAUGCCUGGUCACAGUCCCCCCUAUCCCAGCCAGAAUGGUCAGCUGAAUUUCAGUUUCGAGCCACUGGUGUCGAGAGGGGAGGUGGCAAUCUCCAGUUAUGGUAUGUGAAAGAUGGACGAAGCAAGAUUGGCUCCUCUAGCAUCUACACUGCUGGCCAGUUCGACGGUUUUGCACUUGUCAUUGACACACAUGGAGGAAGAGGUGGAAGCAUUCGAGGCUUCCUCAAUGACGGAACGACUGAUUACAAGAGCCAUAGAAGCGUUGACAGUUUGGCUUUUGGACACUGCGACUAUGCUUACAGAAACCUCGGCCGUCCCUCUGUCGUGCGCCUGAAGCACACUAAUGCUGUUCUUGAAGUCACCGUGGACGACAAGCUUUGCUUCUCAACGAACAAGGUCGCCCUUCCUACUGGUAACAACUUCGGUAUAACGGCAGCCACUCCUGAGAACCCAGACUCCUUCGAGAUCUUCAAGUUCGUCGUGCAACCUAGCGCUUCCGGAACGAACGCAGCACCUCCUGCUCAGCCGCAAGCCAACCAACAACCGAUUGUCAACCAAGGACAGGCUCGUCCCGUUGACCCCCGCUCAGUCAACUCUGACCAACUCACUGAUCUCAGCAACCGUAUUCAAAGCCUCAAUGACGCCACUAACAGCAUUGCCCGCGAGGCCAGCAGCCAGUCCUCUAAAGCGGAAAAUCGCCAUGCAGAGGUUCUUCAGAAGAUGGCUACCAAGGAGCAGGUGGCCAAUCUUGAUGCCCGGUUGCAGAAGAUCGAGCAGUUGCUGCAGAACAUUCAGCGCGACCUGGAAGGCAAAGACUACCGCGAUCGCUUCAAUCAACUGCACGAGACCCUGAGGUCCUCGCACAUGAGCCUGGCUGAGAAUCUCCAAGGCACAAUUCUCAAUGUCAUUACCGCCUCGACCCCUCGCAUGGGCUUCUUCAUCUGUCUCGUCAUCGCCGUGCAACUCCUCCUUGCCGGCUCCUACAUCAUCUACAAGCGUCGCCGUGCGAACAUGCCCAAGAAGUUCCUUUGAGCGUCUCAGUUACCCGAGUUAACGAGAGUCUGAUUUGCCUUUAUACUAGAUCUUCUGCCCUUCAUGAUGACAUGGCGAAACAUAUGACCUAUUUUAUUUGGCUAGUACCUCUUCGGUUUUCUUAUCGGACUUUCAACUUAGUAUUGUGCACGCGACUAUAAAUCUGCAGUUUGGUUUGAUCGAGCCUUGUACGCUUACGAUGCAAUUUCGGGUGUCUUGCAUAAGAAUUUCGUUCUCGGCUCCGGAUACUCUGUAUAUUAAGUUGAAGCGGAUUUGACGUAUUCGGUAGUAACAUGCUUGUUCAAUCGUGGCAUACAAUCGAU
Aspergillus novofumigatus IBT 16806 is the source of this 1948-nucleotide messenger RNA. RefSeq names its product putative lectin family integral membrane protein. The coding region runs from base 387 to 1625 and encodes 412 amino acids. Gene Ontology annotation, molecular function: D-mannose binding. The record is from RefSeq and is a predicted model, not a curated record. Gene Ontology annotation, biological process: Golgi organization; endoplasmic reticulum organization; endoplasmic reticulum to Golgi vesicle-mediated transport. Gene Ontology annotation, cellular component: COPII-coated ER to Golgi transport vesicle; endoplasmic reticulum membrane; Golgi membrane. The transcript is spliced from 7 exons. NCBI's taxonomy places the organism in Eukaryota, Fungi, Ascomycota, Eurotiomycetes, Eurotiales, Aspergillaceae.